UGCACAUAUUACGGUUCACAGCCAUGUCGACAAGAUUGUUUCUUCUUGUCUUCUUGGUCAUUUCACUUUUUCGUACUGUGCCAAUAAUCAACAGUCUUGAAUUACCUUCGGUAAGCCAAAAUAUACUCGAUGAGUGGUGGGUUCAUCGAAGUGUGCCAACCGCAUCAGUCAACUCUGACGUCAGCGAAGAAUGCAUUCGUGAUACUCGGGAAUAUCUGACGGCUCUUCACCACCGUGAAUCGUGGGCAGUACAGAUGUACGAAUCGUCUGGCAAAGUGAUUGAAAACUUGAUCCACAUCGAAGGAGGCGAGAACGUGCAUCACGAGUCGGGGUUAUUUGAUGGAUGUCUAUCUGUCCAGUCUGAUGCGGUUUCGUUCAAGGGACAGUAUUGCACUGUUUUUUUUGGACUGGAACCCGUCGUAGAAGAAGAAAGCUUCGAUGAUAUUCCGGACGCAGAUGUGGAAAAUAUUUAUUUUUACCAGAAGCCCAGCGUCGGCUUUUGCUUGCCAUCGACAUGCACUGCCAGUGACUUGCGUUCUGCAGUUGCCCAGCAAGUCGGACAUCGUGUCAGCAAAGGUAAAAACUUCUCAAUCAUGGCCAUCUCAAGCGAAGAUUACUGUUACACUGAGGAGAAAAUUCACAAUCGUAGAACGACAUUCGAUAAUGUGACUCUCAUCGUUCUGUCAGCGUUUGGUCUUUUAGCCAUCACUGUUUUUACAGCAACAGGUUACGAUGUCUUGUGCAAUAAAAAGGAACAGAAAACAGUUGAUUCCUCAUGGGCCAUUCAGUUGCUUCAGUGUUUCUCUGCUAAACGCAAUUGUAAAACGUUAUUCGAGACGACGGAGAAUAGUAAAGAUGACUUAUCUUGUUUGCACGGCAUACGCGUUUUGGCUAUUUGUUGGAUCGUGUUAAUUCACGUUGGCGGAGGACUCACUUUAACAAGAUUCAUCUACAACCGGCAAAUGAUGUUAGAAAAAACUUUACACUUGCAAUUCCAGUUCGUCACAAACGGAUUAUUCGCAGUUGACACGUUCUUUUUGCUCAGUGGCCUUUUGGUGGCGUUUACGCAACUGCGUCAGUUGGAUCAAAACGAUGGAUUCUUCAACAUCAAACGAUUUUACGGUCACAGAUACAUGAGGCUGACUCCAGUUUACGCUUUUGUUCUGGCAUUCGUAACGACACUUUAUCCGUAUUUGGGAAGUGGUCCUGACUGGCAUCUCAUCGAGCAAAAGAGUAAAGAUGUCAGAAAGAAUUGGUGGACCAACAUGCUGUACAUCAAUAAUUACGUGCAUCUGACAAAGAAUUGGUGGACGAAUCCAACCGUGGGAGCUGGAGAGACUUGGUAUCUUGCCUGCGACAUGCAAAUGUUAUGGAUCAGUCCGCUACUAAUUUAUCCACUGUGGCGUUGGAAGAGAGCCGGAAUCCUUUGCGCUAUUGGGAGCUUGUUAGUCUGUCUAGCAAUAUCCACGACACGCUUUAUCGUAUACGAUCUACCUGCCACGACUUUUUGGUUGAGAACAUCUGACGGAUUAAAAAUCGACAUAUACGCAGACAAACAUUACGCAGAGACGUUUGCUCGAUUUCCUUCCUACAUAAUAGGAAUUUUGCUGGGAUGGUUGCUGUACAAGACAAAAAAUAAAACAAUCCACAUUAAUAAAUGCCUAGUUGUUACGGGUUGGGUGAUGGCCACGUUGACUGGGAUGGCCGUGACCUACGGAAUGACCCCUUACUUGAAUGGAAAUACAGUUCCAGUCAUUAAUCCGAUUGUUCAGGUCUCAUAUGGAGUCCUCCAUCACUCGGCUUGGGCCCUUGUAAUUGGAUGGGUCGUCUUCGCCUGUACUCACGGAUAUGGAGGUUUUCUUCACCAGUUUCUGUCAUGGAAAUUCUUCCUCCCACUCAGCCGUCUGAGCUAUGCCGUCUACCUCCUUCAUCUUCAUUACAUGUUUGCCUACCUUUCUCACAUGCGCAAGCCUGUCUACAUGAGUGAAUACAUUUACGUCACAACUUACUUUGGAAUUUUGGUGACCACCUUCAUCAUGGCAUUUGCUGUCUCUAUCUUCGUUGAAAUGCCUUUAACCAAUUUAGACAAGCUCCUCUUCCCAAACAAGAUAAAAGCUCAACUGCAAACAAAAAAGAAAAAGUAAAUUACCAUCAUCAUCAAUGAAUACGUCAAAGACCUUGGCAGCAGGUGGGAGCUACUGGUCAUCCAACAAGUCAACCACAGACGGACUGCUGUAUGGUUAAGAAGCUGUCUGACAAAAUCUGCUCCA
Daphnia carinata is the source of this 2270-nucleotide messenger RNA. RefSeq names its product nose resistant to fluoxetine protein 6-like. The transcript has 9 exons. NCBI's taxonomy places the organism in Eukaryota, Metazoa, Arthropoda, Branchiopoda, Diplostraca, Daphniidae. The record is from RefSeq and is a predicted model, not a curated record. Bases 24 to 2144 code for a protein of 706 amino acids. Gene Ontology annotation, molecular function: acyltransferase activity, transferring groups other than amino-acyl groups.